Messenger RNA from Peronospora matthiolae, 576 nucleotides. The record is from the annotation of a GenBank genome assembly. NCBI's taxonomy places the organism in Eukaryota, Oomycota, Peronosporomycetes, Peronosporales, Peronosporaceae.
AUGGGAUCAGACGUCAAAGAUCGCCAGAUCGGCCGAACCGUGCAACCGAAGAUCGGAGUCAAAGAGGAAUACGAUGAAACACCAGAUAAGAUCGCGAUGCCAAAGACGGAAUAUAACCCAACGAAGAUCGCGUCCAGGGAGAAGGAGACGACGGGUGAAGCGCGGGAGCUGUUCAAGAUAUUAAGGCCCAAGUUGAUUGAUCCUCUGGAUAAGCCGAUAUCGGUCCCACUUCACGGGACCAACAAAGUCGACGAGAUCAAUGUGAUUUUGCAGAUGUUGGACGACAUGGGUGUCUGCCCUGACGCUUUUGAUGGAGAUGAACUGCUGAGUUGCAGCUUGGAACGGUUGAAGAACGCGGCGAAUGAGUUUGUGGAGAUCAUGAUAGUGCUGGUGAGCAAAGCGAAUACUCCUGAAGACAAGAUCGGGACACCCUCGGGCUCGCUCUGUAAACACCCCGCGGGAUCGCCCCGCUACGCCUCGGACGACUCCGAGAGCGAGUCAGAUGGAUCCAUCAGCAUUUGUCGGAUGUCUCUAGGACCAUCGGGUGGAAGGUUCUUAAAGGACAAGAUCGGAUAA